Messenger RNA from Scomber scombrus (Atlantic mackerel), 7746 nucleotides. Its product is annotated as beta-adrenergic receptor kinase 2. The record is from RefSeq and is a predicted model, not a curated record. Lineage: Eukaryota; Metazoa; Chordata; Actinopteri; Scombriformes; Scombridae. Gene Ontology annotation, biological process: G protein-coupled receptor signaling pathway; protein phosphorylation; regulation of signal transduction. The transcript has 16 exons. Bases 297 to 2048 code for a protein of 583 amino acids. Gene Ontology annotation, molecular function: G protein-coupled receptor kinase activity; ATP binding; G protein-coupled receptor binding.
UAAACUCCACGCUCUCAGAUUCAAACUGUAGAUUUUUAUUACACAUUUUAACGUUAAGCAUCACUCUCCCCCCCCUCUCCCUAAAAAGGCCACCCAGGAAAAUAAAAUAAAAAACAACCCAGCUUUCAGCUCAGCCUAAUCUAAUCAACAAUUUCCUCUUUUAGCCGACAGCGUUGCCUCUAUUCUGGAUAUGAGAUGAUUUGUUGAGCUCAGCUGGAAACAACAUAAAGGCGUCUUUUUGUCGACACGAUCGGGAAGAGAAACUUUGACACCGUUAACAAUGCACACACACACACAUGAGUUUACAUUCACAUACAUCUGCAAAGAAUUUAUAUCACGUAGUUAUGGAGCAGACUGGAGAGAGAGAGCGAGAGAGAGAAAGUGUUCCUGAGCUGCUGUUUAUGUGUCCGUCCCUCCUGCAGCCAUACAUCGUGGAGAUCUGUGACAGCUUGAGAGGGAAGAUCUUCCACAAGUUCAUCGAGAGCGACAAAUUUACUCGUUUUUGCCAGUGGAAGAACGUAGAGCUCAACAUACAUCUGACCAUGAACGACUUCAGCGUGCAUCGGAUCAUCGGCAGAGGAGGCUUCGGCGAAGUGUACGGCUGCAGGAAGGCCGACACGGGGAAAAUGUACGCCAUGAAAUGUUUGGACAAGAAGAGGAUUAAGAUGAAGCAAGGCGAGACUCUGGCGUUGAACGAGAGAAUCAUGCUGUCGUUAGUGAGCACGGGGGACUGCCCGUUCAUCGUGUGUAUGACGUACGCCUUCCACACCCCCGAUAAACUCUGCUUCAUCCUGGACCUGAUGAACGGAGGAGACCUGCACUACCACUUGUCUCAGCACGGUGUCUUCAGUGAGAAAGAGAUGCGUUUCUACGCGGCUGAAAUCAUCCUCGGCCUCGAGCACAUGCACAACCGCUUCGUGGUCUACAGAGACCUCAAGCCAGCUAAUAUCCUGUUGGAUGAACAUGGACAUGUUCGUAUCUCUGAUCUCGGUCUGGCCUGCGACUUCUCCAAGAAGAAACCCCACGCUAGUGUUGGGACUCAUGGCUACAUGGCUCCAGAGGUUCUCCAGAAGGGAACAGCGUACGACAGCAGCGCUGACUGGUUCUCUUUAGGCUGCAUGCUGUUCAAACUGCUGCGAGGGCACAGUCCCUUCAGACAGCACAAGACCAAAGACAAACAUGAGAUUGACCGCAUGACGCUCACCAUGAAUGUGGAGCUGCCGGACUCGUUCACCGCCGAGCUCAAAGAUCUGCUGGAGGGUUUGCUGCAGAGAGACGUCUCUAAGAGGCUGGGCUGUCAGGGCAGAGGAGCCCCGGAGGUGAAGGAGCAUCAGUUUUUCAAAGGCAUCGACUGGCAGCAGGUGUAUCUGCAGAAGUACUCUCCUCCUUUAAUCCCUCCCAGAGGAGAGGUGAACGCCGCGGAUGCUUUCGACAUCGGCUCGUUCGAUGAGGAGGACACGAAGGGCAUCAAGCUGCUGGACAGUGACCAGGAGCUCUAUAAGAACUUCCCUCUGGUCAUAUCGGAGCGCUGGCAGCAGGAAGUGGCGGAGACGGUCUACGAGGCCGUUAACUCAGACACGGACAAGAACGAAGCUCGAAAGAGAGCCAAGAAUAAGCAGCUGGGCCACGAAGAAGACUACGCUCUGGGGAAGGACUGCAUAAUGCACGGCUACAUGUUGAAGCUGGGGAAUCCAUUCCUGACUCAGUGGCAGCGUAGAUACUUCUAUCUGUUCCCCAACCGUGUGGAGUGGAGGGGCGAGGGAGAGUCACGGCAAAACCUUCUGACGAUGGAGCAGAUCGUGACGGUGGAAGAGACGCAGAUUAAAGACAAGAAGUGCAUCCUGCUGCGCAUCAAAGGAGGGAAACAGUUCGUUCUGCAGUGUGAGAGUGAUCCAGAGUUCGUGCAGUGGAAGAAGGAGCUGACUGAAGCGUUCACAGAAGCCCAGAAGCUGCUGCGUCGCGCUCCUAAAGUUAUCGGGAAAGGCCGAGCCGGAGUGGUGGAGCUCUCCAAACCUCCACUCACACACCGCAAUAGCAACGGCCUGUGAAUACACACACACACAUAACAACCCACAUUAACACACACACACAAGCGCUCACACACACACACAGGCGCACACACACACAAGCUCUCACACAAACACACACACACACACACACUGCACCCCCCCUUCCUCUUACUCCUUCCUCAUCUUCAGCCACAGGACGAUUCCCCUCACCUUCAUCACCCCCGCCCGCCACACCUCGCAGUGUGUGUGCGGACCCCCAGCCCUCACACACACACUCGAUAUUAUGACCAAUCAUAAGCACGAUAUAGGUUUUUUUUUUGUCGUUUAUUUUCUGCCGUGGGACCUUGCCAGUUGCUGAGAGGAAGAACGGGACGAUGACGACGACGACGUUGAGGAGGAGGAGGAGAGAGAAACAAUACGGGACGACUCAGCAUGUGACGAACCUCUGCAUGAAUGUGACGCCCGCUCCUCUCUCCCUCCCUCCUCUCCCUCCCGUCUUCCUCCUUUUUUUUCUCCUCCUCUACUCUCCUCUCUUUAUCUUUCUCUCCCUCCUCUCUCUGACGGACAGCAUUCCUCUCCUCUUUGACUCUCUCUCUCCUCUGAGGCGAUGCCGAUGCUUCAGCGGCGGGGAACAUAUUUCUACAAGAAGGAUGAUAUUAAAAAAAAAAAACAAUAAAAAAAAGCUGCUCCCCUCCUCCUCCUCCCUCCAUCCUCCCAACCUCCUCCAUCCUCCCUCUGUUACUGAAGUGCAUAAAGUGCCAACAUCAAUAUUUACUUGAGUCAUCCGAGCACCCAGGAGGCACCUGCUUUUUGGUGGUAGUAAUCGCCUCCGGACACACACACAGGAUGAGGAGGAGGAGGUGCAGGGAGGAAGAGGAGGUGCAGGGAGGAAGAGGAGGCCGAUCAUUCCAGUGCAGUAAAAUAACCCGACGUACGAGGACCACAGACUCUUUAUCAGAUUGGCUCUUCCACAGCCCGGUUACCAUAGAGACUGAGACUGAGAUUCCAUUGGCUGACAAACAGCAGCCGGUUGCUAUGGGAACCCUGAAAGGACUGGUCUUACCUGGGGGAGGAGGAGGAGUAGGGGAAACAUGGACAACAGUGGACAACUAUUGUGUAUGAAGGAGGGAGGAGAAAAAGAGAGAUGAGAGGAUGAAGAGGAGGAUGUGAUGGAGUGACUCUGAGUGUAUAUAAACAACCCUUCUUCUUCUUCUUCUUCUUCUUCUUCUUCUUCUUCUUCUUCUUCUUCUUCUUCUUCUUCUUCUUCUUCUUCUUCUUCUUCUUCUUCUUCUUCUUCUUCUUCUUCUUCUUCUUCUUCUUCUUCUUCUUCUUCUUCUUCUCUGUGCAUCUCCUGUUGUUUUUAUUUUCUCUGUCUGCCUGUACGUGAAUCUGUCAGUUUGUCAGGGGCGAGGAAGAAGAAGAGGAGGAAGAAAAGAUGAAGAGAGGGAGGAAGAGGUGGUUUGUUUCCUGCUGGGAGGGAUGAAGGGAGGAGAGGAGGAGGUGUGUGUCUGACAGCUUUUCAAAAUCACACUUGCAGUGAGCGCCAACGCCAUCCAAAAAAAACCCUCCUUAGCCGGACUGUGUCAGUUUUGAAAAGAAACGGAGGCGAAGGACAAUAGAAAAAGUUUUUAAAAAAGAAAGUGGAGCUCUGUGUUUGUUUGCUAAAGAAGAAGAAGAGACAACAAUCCCAUCAUCGUCCUGCUCGCACACAAUCAAUCCAAUCAAUCAACCAGUCAAUCAAUCAUCCUAUUGUUAUGAUUUCAGUCAGCUGUUUGUAGGAUGUGAGAGUGCAGCAGAGGAGGAGGAAGGAGGGAUGAAGAAGCUGAAGCUAAUUAAAGGAAAAAGUCCACCUUAAAACAUGACAAACAGACCUGAUUCUGACGCUCUGUGAAGUUAUUUUACUUGUUAAAGGUUGAAAAUGUUAAAUUUGUGCCUCAUUGACACUCAGAGCCUGUAGUUCUGUAAUGAGUUGAGUUGGCCUACAUUUCCCAGAAUGCAGUAUGACAGCAUGUUGGACCUCCAAGGCAGAGAAAGCAACUCUAAAACAGUAAAAGUUGCAAACUCUUAUUCAAAAAUCCACCUUAAAACACGACAAACAGACCUGAUUCUGACGCUCUGUGAAGUUAUUUUACUUAUUAAAGGUUGAAAAUGUAAAAUUGUUGUAGUUCUUUAACAAAUUGAGUUGGCCUACAUUUCCCAGAAUGCAGUAUGACAGCAUGUUGGACCUUAAGGCAGAGAGAGCAACUCUAAAACAGUUUAAAUCGCAAACUUUUACUCUAAAAUCCAACAAACAGACCUGAUUCUGAAGCUCUGUGGAGUUAUUUUACUUAUUAAAGGUUGAAAUGUAGUUCUUUAACAAGUUGAGUUGGCCUACAUUUCCCAGAAUGCAGUAUGACAGCAUGUUGGACCUCAAGGUAGAAAGAGCAACAGUAAAACAGUUAAAGUUGCAAACUCUGACUCAAAAAUCCACCUUAAAAUCCACCAAACAGACCUUAUACUGAAGCUCUAUGGCGUUAUUGACUCAUUGACACUCAGAGCCUGUAGUUCUGUAAUGAGUUGAGGUGGCCUACAUUUCCCAGAAUGCAGAAUGACAGCAUGUUGGACCUCCAGGUAGAGAGAGCAACUCUAAAACUGUAAAUUAGAUCUUAAUGUUGAGUAAAGUAGCAGCGACAUCACCUCCAAACUAACUUUAACUAAAAAAAUGUUUCUUAGUUUACUCUCUAUAUUUAAAGGUGUAAAUGAGUCUAAAACCAAGAGUUUAAUCUGUAGGUGCAAAUAAAUAAAUAAAAUAGGAAUAACAGUUUGGUUUAAACAUUAAAAAAACAUAAAAAAUAUAUCUAGAAUUAUUACCUGAGACUAAAGUAGUAAACAAGCAAACAGAGAAGCUGAAAUAAAGUGUGGUAGAAAGUAAAACUCAUGGUAGUAAUAAUAAUAUUACUGCUGUUAAUUAACAUUCAUUGUCUGUAUAUGUAAAGUUACAGCUGGUGUUUGAGCUUCUUCAGCAGAGAUAAAAAAUGUUAAAACCUGCUUUAUUACUGAACUUCAUAGUUGAAUUUAUGAGUAUUUACACACACAAAAAAACUACAACUCCCAUUAAAUGUACUACAAGUUAAUAUUCUAGCUUCCUGUGCAGCGUUUAACAGCAGGAAAAGGAUCAUAGGAGAAGUCAAAUUCACUUUAUUCUGCAUCAUAACAGUAAAAAGUUCAACUGGCUGAAUAUUCAUCAUUUUAGUUGUUUUGUCCUUAAAUUAGAAAUUAAAAUCACUCAUUUUACUUCUAAAGUUCACAUAUAUUAAGUGGCUUAAAGUCUGUGUUUAGAGAUAUUUGCAGGGUCGGUGUUGAAGUUUAUAAUAAUGAACCUAAACACACCCUGAUGGAUUACAGCUGUUAAAACCAAAAGUAUUAAAAUGUGUGUUUUUUGUAAACUCAAACAUUGUCACAUCGUCGGCGUAUCGAGAAAAAUCAACAUGACAAAAACCUGAGAUCAGGUUUAGGACUUUUUCUUUUAGUAGUUUUUGUUAUAACAUGAGUUCAAAGUGAUUUUUUUAGGUUUGAGUUUUCUUUGAUUUCUCUGCGCGUACCUGCAGGAACCAACAACCAAUCAGCAGCAGCGUCAGUUCAUUUCCUGUUUGGAUUGUUUCACGGUGGAGUUUUUUUUUUUUCUUCCUCAAAUUACGAUUUAAUUGCAUUUAUUAUUUUUUUGUUGUUGUGGUUUUUCUUGAAUGUGACACAGUUCAGAUGAGGUGAAAUGUGCUUUUUUUUUUUUUUAAAUAAUGGCCAGCGGAAACAUGCAGGCAGCAGCUGAGGAAGAUGAAGAGGAAGCUUUUUUGUCGGAUACGUUCAUAAAAUAUUUCAGGGUUUUUAUUUUCCAUGCAGUACAGUGUCCUUGUCUGUGAUGUCAUGCAUUUCCACAGCUGUGAUGUAUGUGACCUGCAGUAGGAAAGGCUUGAUUAUUAGGGGUGCAUUGUGAUUUAUUACUUCUUUUCUUUUCUUCUUUCUCUUCUCUUUUCUUUUGUAGCCUUUAACAGUCGGAGCGGAGGAGAAAAUCGAUCGUCUUAUAGAGAAAUUUUGUCACCUUUAAUCUCAAAGGUGUCUUUUAUUUUUGUAAACCAAAAUGGUUUUUAUUGUUUUCAUUGAAACUUUUACGUUUGUUGCACCUUUUUAAUUCUUUAGCCCAAAAUGUGUUACUUACAGAGAAGAAAAAAAUACAAAAAAGGAAAAAAAAAAGUUGUUAAAUGUGCCAAAUAACUGUUUGCUGAUUGAGUGGAACCAAUGGGAAGCCUCCUUUUUUUUUUUUUUUUUUGACCCUUCUCACCACGGACUCACAGCAGCCGCACAAAAUAACACACACACAAAAAGACGCACACACACAUGAACUUAACGGUGGAGCUUCUGUAACGUUUGAAGGGUAAAAAACUGUGACCAAACUUUUUCUUUAUUUUUUAGAAAUGAAAUAUGUGUGUGUGUGUGCGCGCUCCAGCUUUCAAAACAUGUUGCCAUCAGGACUCAAACACACACACACACACAUACAUGAACACACACACACACACACACACACACACAUAUAAAUAAACACACACACACACAUUCAGCUCGCUCUUGCUCGCUCCUAAAACUUAAAAAAAACAUAAAAAUAAAGGUUUCUUUCACACUGUAUGUAUGUUAUUAUAACGUGAGCGUGUGUGUGUGAGAGCAUACGUUGCGCUUCAUUAUCCGCUUUGUAUGUUCGUUCGGUGGAUUUCUAAAAAAAAUGUUUUUUGUUUUUUUUAAGUUUUUUUUGUCAUACACACACAUUCAACCACACACACACACACACACGAGACAAUUAAAAAAAACAAAGGAUGGCAUAUAGGAAAAUUAAAAAAUCAAAAAGUAUAUAUAGAUAUAUGUGUAUAUGAAAUGACAAAAAUGCUCUAGGUUUAUUUAAAAGAUUUAAUGUAGAAAAACAAAUUUGUUUCGGAGAGGGGGGGAAGGGAAGUGGGGGUGAGGAGGGUUUUGGGUUUUUUUUGUUUUGUUUUUUUUUCUGAUGUGAGUUCUAAUUGUUUUUGGUGAAGACUUCAGCUCGAAUCUUGCACAUAAAAAAGAGAAAAAAGACUUUAGAUAUUGUACCUGCGAGUUCAAGAUGAUUAUUUUUGUUUGAAUACCGGACUCCUGCUCUUUCAUAUAUUUAUUGCGUCUCUCUCUCUCUCUCUCUCUCUCUCUCUCUCUCUCUCUCUCUCUCUCUCUCUCUCUCUCUCUCUCUCUCUCUCUCUCUCUCUCUCUCUCUCUCUCUCUCUCUCUCUCUCUCUCUCUCUCUCUCUCUCUCUCUCGGGCAGGGAAAGGGGGGGUGGGUUGAGGAGGAGGAGGAAGAGUGAGGAAAUCUCGCUGUUUUUCUCUCCUUCCCCCCCAAAAACAAAAUGUGUUGUAUGAGCUCUCAGCUGAGACUCGCUGUAGAGAAAUCUCCGGUUUACACCAUCAGAUCCUGUUUGUUUAUUAUUUUAUAUUUUAUUUUAUUUUAUUUUAUUUUAUUUUUCAUAUGCCACAAACACAAAUACUACUGGCUUUUGGGUUAUUAUUGCCAAUAAGGUUAUGAUAAUACUGAUAUAUAUAAUUGAUAAUUAUUCAGUGAUUAUUAUUAAAUUUAUUUUAUUUCAAUGAUUUUUUUUUUUUGCUGUUUUAUUUUGUUGAGACAGGUAGGAAGUUGCGUGUUGGACUGCUUGUAUAAACAGUUCAUGAAUAAAAAUCCUUUUUCCGUGUU